AUGGACGAAUCGUACAUCCACCACAACUAUGUCCGGCACAACGAUAGCCUGUACUACCCCGAGGACGAGCUCGACCAGGCACCCAAGCCCAAGCAUAAAGGGCAGCGGCUAUGCUUCAUUGCCGGAAUUCUCGACGACGGCCCUGACGGAUCCAAGCUGCUCGCGACAAGGGUGUUCCGUGGUGGUUCGCGGCAAACCAAGGACUAUCACGGCAUAUUUAACCAUGCCUACUUCGUCAACUGGAUGAAGGAAUUGAUGGAUGAACUGGACGUACUUGGCACGUCUGGCGCCGUCAUCGUCAUGGACAACGCCUCGUAUCACAAAGGCGUCCCACACGACACGCCCAAGGGAACGUGGAAGAAGCAAGACUUGCUGGUGGCCUGCCAGCGCUUCGGAAUUGAAGCGUCCUCGAAUGAGUACCGAUCAGCGAUUUGGUCGAAGGUUCAAGCACAUAGCGCGAAACUUGAAGUUGUCGACACGCCUCCAUACCACUCAGACCUGCAGCCAAUUGAGUACGUGUGGGCCUACAUGAAGGGUGGAGUCGGGCAGCAAUACACGACGGCAACGACCAUGGAAGAUGUUCGGCAGCGCCUGGACUUGGCCUUCAGUGAGCUCCCAAGCGAUGUGAUCUACCGUUGUAUUAGCCACACAAAGAAGAAAGUGGUGCAUCUCAAUACGUACCUGCUUGAGCUGGAAGCCGCCGACGAGGCUGCAAAUGAGCCUGCACUAGGCGAGGACGAAUCAAGCGACGAUAAAGAAAGCGACGACAACCAAAGCAUUCUUACGGAUAUCGUAGAUGGGUCACCUGUAAUGACAUAA
Messenger RNA from Aphanomyces astaci, 819 nucleotides. RefSeq lists its product as hypothetical. Gene Ontology annotation, molecular function: nucleic acid binding. NCBI's taxonomy places the organism in Eukaryota, Oomycota, Saprolegniomycetes, Saprolegniales, Verrucalvaceae. The coding region runs from base 1 to 819 and encodes 272 amino acids. The record is from RefSeq and is a predicted model, not a curated record. The transcript is spliced from 2 exons.